CGCCCUCUAGAUAGGAACGUAUCGAGUGUAACGAAGACACGUGUACUCGAGCAGGAGCCGGAAAGAGCCAUUUUCUUUCGAGAUUUGAGAAGGAGGUGAUCGUUAGCCAGCGUGGCCGGUGUGCUAGUGCACUAUACCAUAUAUACUGCCAUAAUGGCGGCUAUAUUACUUUUGUUGAUGGUAUCAAUUUUAUCUGCAACAUACACGGUAGGAGAAAACGUACCAUCAGUUAUUUCUUACUUAUCAGAAAAUGAUAAAAUUCGUUUAAAACACGUCAUCGAUCCUGGUUUGAAUCUGCAAGAUCCAGCUUCGACAUAUUAUAGUUUGUACGGAUAUCAACUUCUUCAUGAAACUAUACCUAAUAAAGAAAAAAUUUGUAAUUAUCUGUUAAAAUCCAUUGGGGAUGGUAACAAUGUUGUACCUGAAACAGCCUUUUAUAUCGUAUCAGCAUGGAAAGUUAUUAAUACAUGCCAAGAUUUACCAAUACCUGCGAUUACAAAGGUUUUGAUGAAUACUAUAGACAAAGAUACAUCUUCUACGUUUGCUGAAUUAUAUUAUGCUGUAAAUACAUUAACACUCUUAUCACAAAAAUUAACUACAGAGAAAUCUGAAAAAUUAGCUAAGACAUUGGCUUUCAGAAAAGACGACAGUCUGUGGAAUCUUGGAUAUACCUUCCACAUUGCUUCUGAUCUUGGGUCCUUUGGUACAUUUGCUUUGCAUCGUAUCGAAGAUGCUAUCAUACAAGCUGAUGAAGUAAAUGGACAGUUCUUGCAAUUCGAAGGUGGUCUGUCUAUAACAAGCUUCCUCGUAAAUGGUAUCUUCAAGCUUAGUAAUUCGUUAAAAAAGAAACCACUCCUGACGUCUCAGCAAAUUGUCAAACUAACUAAUUAUCUUUUGUCGAGACGAUCCGUACAAACUCCUAAGGGCGUUGUAAGUCUUCUUUCAGCACUGAAUACAUUGGCAGCGUACGAACAUGAAACAUUAGUAUGUAUUACCUUACCCGAAGAAGGAGUCAUUGUUUCAAACAAACAACCACUUGUUACUGUUAAAGUUUGCGAUAUUUUUGGUAAACCGUUGGCAACAGUACCUAAAGUUAUCACAAAUUAUGUUACUAAAUUGGAUGAUGAUACUGCUAUCCUCAAUAAAGAAAUAUUACAGCCUUCAACAACAGAUAAAACAUUGUUUACGAUGAAUUUAAUGAAAGCUAAGCCAGAACGUGGAUUUUAUAAAAUAUCAGUCUCAGCAGCAUCUGUAACCAACAUCGUUAAGGUCAAAGUUCUUUCCGAAGUAGUAGUUGAUUAUUUAGAAAUAGGAACAGGCGAUGCUGAUCAAACUACGCAACCAAAAUUAACAAGAGUAACAUAUCCUGAAAAACUAAGUCAGAAGAUAGAGGCAGAUUCCCAACAAAAAUUAGUUGUUAGAUUUUUAUUGAAAGAUUCAGCUAAUAAAAAACCAAUGCGCGUUCACCAAGCAUUUAUCCGUUUAUCAUCUACUUCUACUACUAAUAUUAACAAUGAAAAUGAAAUAACAUUUGUAGCUGAGCCAGAUAAUGCUAAUAUUUAUAAAUUUGAUAUGCCUCUAGCAGCAACAGCGAUAAACUUUGCGUAUCGCAGCGGGGAUUAUAAAAUAGCUUUAGUUAUCGGUGAUUCUGUAUUAAGUAAUUCUUUUGAAUGGACUAUUGCUAUGGUAAAUUUGAAAUUCCCUGAUGCUGUUACUGCUGAAUCGAGCGAUAAGAAUGCUUUUUUCAAACAGAAAGCAGAUAUAUAUACAACCAAACCAGAAAUAAAGCACAUGUUCCGUGAACCGGAGAAGAGGCCACCAGCUUUCGUAUCAAAUUUAUUUACUGGCCUAUGCUUAGCACCUGCCCUUUUACUUAUUAUUUUGUGGGCAAAACUUGGCGUCAAUAUAUCUAAUUUUCCUUUAUCUCUCAGUGCUGUAACAUUCCAUCUUGGAUUAGGAGGUAUUUUCAUACUGUUUGGAGUAUUCUGGUUAAAAUUGAACAUGUUCGUAACAUUGCGUUAUCUUCUGGGACUUGGUGUUGUUACAUUCCUUGCCGGUAACAAAUUGUUAUCGAACAUUGCCCAUAAACACAAAUCAUAAAUCAUUGAAUUAUAAACGGAGGUUCCUUUAGCACGCUCAAGUGAUAAUAUUAUUAUUACUACAAGUGCAUUUUAUAAUAAUGAAAGUUAUAAACAUGUACGUUAUUGAAAAAAGGGAAGUAUGUGUGUAUUUAAAAAUAUGCACAGUUACUCAAAAACGAACAUUCAUUUUUAUAGGUCGAAAGUGUAACGUCGCUAAUUCAAUGUUGAUGCAAAAGUGAUAUACUUAUCGAAUAUCGUUUUAACUAUAUAAUUUAAUAAACAUAUUGAAAAAAAAUAUAUGCAAUACUAUAUAAUUCUCAAAUACAUUACUUUAGAAUGUUCUAGUUUUUCUACGUAUUAAUUUGUACAUAAAGACUUCAUAAAUAAAAUUUAAAUUUAGAUAUAUAAUUAUAAAUAAAUAUAAAUAUAUGUAUUGCAUUUAUUGUAACAAACUAAUGAACGAAAUUAUGCGAUA
Messenger RNA from Polistes canadensis, 2556 nucleotides. It is a transcript of the gene OstDelta, whose product is annotated as dolichyl-diphosphooligosaccharide--protein glycosyltransferase subunit 2. Bases 154 to 2100 code for a protein of 648 amino acids. The record is from RefSeq and is a predicted model, not a curated record. The transcript has 11 exons. NCBI's taxonomy places the organism in Eukaryota, Metazoa, Arthropoda, Insecta, Hymenoptera, Vespidae. Gene Ontology annotation, biological process: protein N-linked glycosylation. Gene Ontology annotation, cellular component: oligosaccharyltransferase complex; membrane.